This is a messenger RNA of Fulvia fulva, 429 nucleotides long. Its product is annotated as Derivative of benzaldehyde biosynthesis cluster protein C. The coding region runs from base 1 to 429 and encodes 142 amino acids. The transcript is spliced from 3 exons. The record is from RefSeq and is a predicted model, not a curated record. Lineage: Eukaryota; Fungi; Ascomycota; Dothideomycetes; Mycosphaerellales; Mycosphaerellaceae.
AUGCUCACACCUCGUCGUCUCUUCACCUCCUUGAAAGCACACUCCUCUCUUCUCCCGUGCCGCAGUCCCGCCACCCUCCGCACCUUGACCAACACAGCCAGCAUCAUGGGCAAGCAAGAAUGGAUCGUCAUCCUCCCCGACUACCCGGGCGCUCUUGAGAAACGUAUGGAGGUCAGACCACAACACCUCGAAGCCAUCAAACCGCGCGUGCAAGCCGGCACAGUCGUCCUCGGCGGAGCAUCCUUAGACGAACCAGCAAAAGAAGGAUCGCCCAUGAAGAUCAAUGGUAGCGUCAUGAUGGCGGAAGCGGACACGGAGCAGGAGGUCAGGGAGAUCAUUGAGAGUGACAUCUACUACAGGACUGGUGUGUGGGAUAAAGAAAAGAUCCGGAUCUUCCCGUUCAAGAGUGCCGUGAGGCAAGGGCUCUGA